Eremomyces bilateralis CBS 781.70 is the source of this 2163-nucleotide messenger RNA. RefSeq names its product aldolase. Bases 1 to 2163 code for a protein of 720 amino acids. The record is from RefSeq and is a predicted model, not a curated record. The transcript is spliced from 2 exons. Gene Ontology annotation, molecular function: 3-dehydroquinate dehydratase activity. NCBI's taxonomy places the organism in Eukaryota, Fungi, Ascomycota, Dothideomycetes, Eremomycetales, Eremomycetaceae.
AUGACCAGUAUCGUACCUCCCGAACCCUCCGAACCCGUCGGACCCGAUAGCAUCACAAACCGCAAAACCAAUGGGGUUAUUGAGGUUCAGGAAAUCGAUGUUCCUGAGAAGCCGUCGCUGUUAGUCUUGAUAGAGGACGGGCAAGACGAAAUUCUCAGUAUAGUGGCUGAUGUGCUCGGGCAGCCAUGUUGUCUGGUCUCAUCGUGUGAUACGGUCCAGCAGGAACCAUAUCAUACAGUCCUCGGUCUUCAUAGCAAACUCGUCGCAGCGGAUGUCCGAAGCUUAGCACCGAGCAGGACGGUCAUCCAUACUCAUUGCGUGGAUAAUCCAGUCGAAAGUGACCCGGCUCUCUCACAGAUAUGUGAUUAUGAGUAUUUGUACUCUAUGACCCCGUAUCUGAGGAGAGAUGUAGCACGAUUCCUCGGAUUUAUCCUCGGCCAGAUAGGCCACCAUCGAGAUUUGACGAAGAAGAAACGAACCACUCUGAUUUCAACCACAUUUCCAGACGUCCAUGCUGCUCUUCCCAACCUGGACAUCCUUUCUGUCGGAGCGGACGCUGUCGAACUAAGAGUGGAUCUCCUCAAAGAACCACUUCCGGAUGGGACCUUCCGAGAUGUCCCAAGCCUCAAGUUCGUCGGGGAGCAGCUUAUGACGCUACGGCAACGUACCGAACUGCCCAUUAUAUAUACGACUAGGUGUACGAAAGAAAACGGCCGUUUCCCUAUGGAUGAGCCGAACCUGUUCCUGACAUAUCUAUACCGAGCGAUACAGUGGGGUUGCGAAUACAUCGAUGUCGAGUUGUGGCUACCAGAAGACAUUCGACGCACUCUGUCCGAGAGGAAGGGAAACAGCAAGAUCAUCUCGGCAUUCCACGACUUUUCGGGGACCUUUAGAUGGACUGCACCCGAAGCAGAAGAACUAUUUCGCCACGGAGCUGUGUAUGGAGACGUGGUGAAAAUGAUCGCCCUCACCAACACGGUGCAGGAGAACUACGAGCUGGAGUACUUCCGGUCCACCAUACAAUCGAGAUACCCGCAUCCUCCUCUUUCAGCGCUCAACAUGGGUUCCACCGGCCAGCUUUCUCGAACAUUGAACAAAGUCUUCACUCCGAUCACCCACCCCCUCCUUCCCAUGAUUGCCGCACCCGGCCAGCUUUCGGCAGCGGAAAUCAAUGCGGCACUUCACACCAUGGGACAACUGCCACGACGCGAUAUCUAUGGUAUCGUGUCAGCACGAGCUGCAACAAGAGCUGUCUUUUUUGAGAAGUGCUUCAAUGAGCUCGGUCUUCCUCACGUUUUCACCUUUGUUGAACGCGGUCCGAUAACUAGACAUGCUGUCAAUAUCUCCUCGGUAGUUCACCGUCCCUUGUUUGGCGGGGCAUACCUUAAUCCACCGUUAGCUGUAUCACAUGCCUCAUAUCUGCCGCAACUCUCUCCGGCUGCCAGAGCAAUCGGCCAGGUGGACACGGUCGUCCUAUCAAAGACGCUUUUGGCCACAACUUCACUCGCAGUCGGACAACCUGGGAUGGAAGGAAGCUCCUUUGUUGGCGACAACUGCACCUGGAAGGGGAUUCGAGCGACUCUAACCCACGACUUUGUCCCCAGCGCAUACCGCGGCCGCGCUGCUCUGCUCCUCGCUUCGGACGAGUCGUCCGCGACCCCCGCCAUAUUCGCCCUGAAGUCCUUGGCUAUUGGCCCCAUCUACACCGUCGGCUUCACCAUCAAGGCCACACAGACUCAGGGGCAGGAAGUCCUUGGCGUCGGACUAGGUGCUGGUUUGCAGCCUGUCCGCUCGGUCGAGGAUGUCAAACGACUUGAGCGACCAUUCGCUAUCAUCAGUGCCUUGCCUGGAGAUAAAGGUGCCUUGGUUGCACCAUUGCUGCGGCAUUACGGGCCUGUCAAGACGGAUGAGAGCUCAAGAGGCACGGCAGGCAAAGUGUUUGUCGACUUGGUAGGUGGGACAGGGAGCCGCAGGGAGCGGGAUAAGGACCCCGUGGCCGUGGCAGCAAGCCUUGGCUGGUCUGCAUAUGGGGUUGCGGAUGUGGCUGCUUGGACAACGGUUGAGACGUUGCGGCUACUUGUGGGACAGAAUGUGCCGUUUGAUUUUGCUAUUGAGCAAGUGCCCCAUAUCAAAGGUAUUAUAUCUUGCCGUCAAGGAUGCUAG